GCGGCUCAUCAGGAUUUGAGAAACGACUGUCGUCAACACUUCAACAUCACCGCACUGAAGUGAUCCGCUAAGCAGUGCAUGCUGAACUUUCUGCUGUUCAUUGGAAAGUGGGACCAAGAGAACAAAACGGAUAUUCACAAGUCAGCCUUCAGUUUCUUUUCGUUUUAUCGCACACGGACUCAGCAGCACGCGGUUUUCCUUCUUUUUUGGUCAAUGAAGUCCCACCAAGUGUGGGACGGAGAAGCGACGGCGGCCUUGCAUUAGAAGAAACGCUCCAAACUUUUGCGAAUUAAUUUCUGAGCGGCUUGAAGUGACGGACUUUGAUUUUCCCAGCGGCGUGUUUGGAGUCGAGCUGGGUUGGCAGAAAUGGGGGCGAGGAUACGUGCCCAUAAAUUCACUCUGUUUAUCCUCCCUUUGGUAUUUACGUCGCAUCUGUUUAAUGUGGCUCUGAGCUCGAAAGUGUGGGAUGAGGUGCCCUUUCCAGAGGAUUUAGAGGAGGAAAAUGAGCAACUGGGAGAUUAUGUGGACGAUGAAGGAUAUGAUCCUUCAGGAGAUAUUAGUGGAGAAGAAGAUGGCAGCACUCCUGAGCCAAGCUCAACUGACCCAGGCCCUACUGUAACAAUUUACUAUCGGGCACUGGUGAACUUCACAAACUCAUUCCAGUAUGUGCCUGAACUUGAUGACAUCUACUCUAAUGCCUUCAAUGAGAUUUCAUCUGCAGUCGUCGAUACGCUCGAGUCAGACUACAACAGAAUACCAGGGCAGCAGACCGUCAAUGUGGUUCUCAUCAAGAAAAUCGGCAAAGAUGUAUUUGUGGAGUUGGAUGUUGGCUCAGAUAACAACUCUAAUGAAACACAGAUCAGAGAAGUGUUGUUCUCGGUGGUUAAAGAGGGCACCAUUGCCUCUUAUGAUACUUCAGUUGUUGGCUUCCAGUUCAGACGACUUGGAGAAGCUGAUACUCUUCCUCCUGUGGAGUCCAUCUUUAUAUCAGUUAAGCCCAGCCCCAGAGAAUGCACGUCUAAUGAGUUCAGCUGUCAGGAUGGCCUGGCAUGUAUUCCCCGGGAGUAUGUGUGUGACAAACGGCCUGACUGCAAUGACUUGAGUGAUGAGAUAGACUGUGGUGUUGGUGUAGCUCCUUUACGUCCUACUCAACCUACACCUCCCAGACCCAGACCUCCGCCUGGCCCAGGACCUUGCCGUGCAGACCAGGCCACCUGUCAGAACGGACAGUGUAUCUCUCGGGAAUAUCUGUGUGAUGGAGAGUCCGACUGCACUGAUGGAAGCGAUGAGUCCAGAUGCGGAACGCCGUCUCCCUGUGAACCCAAUGAGUUUAAGUGUCAGAAUGGCCGCUGUGCCCUGAAACUGUGGCGAUGCGAUGGAGAUAAUGACUGUCAGGACAAUUCAGAUGAGAUGAACUGCCCUACCAAAAGACCAGGAGCUGCAUGCGCCCCAGAGCAGUUUGUGUGUUUGUCUGACCGCAAAUGCAUUCCUGCCAGUUACCAGUGUGACGAGGAGCCGGACUGUGCCGACCGCUCUGAUGAAUUCGGUUGUGCCCCACCUACUGUGACCGUCUCGCCGGAGGAGUCCAUUACAGCAUCGCGUGGGGACACUGUCACCUUUACUUGUUCUGCUAUUGGUGUGCCCGUUCCCAUCAUCACAUGGCGUCUUAAUUGGGGACAUAUACCAGCCAAUAACAGGAUCACAAUGAUCAGUGAGAAUGGACAAGGAACACUCACCAUUCGAGAUGUGAAGGAAGGUGACCAGGGGGCUUAUACCUGUGAGGCCAUCAAUGCUAAAGGCCUUGUGUUUGCCAUUCCUGACGGAGUCCUCAGCCUCUCUCAGAAACCAAAUCCAGUUGUGUCAUCCUCUCCGUUCAUAUUAGCAGGUAAUUGCCGUGAUGGACACUUUAGCGUGGGCGGCCACUGCAUGCCAUGCUUUUGUUUCGGUAUCACAAAGAAGUGUCAGAGCACCGGUCGAUACCGCAACCAAAUCACACUGCGCUUCACUGAGGAGGAGGACUUCAAAGGAGUCAAUGUGUCUUUUCCUAGUCGUCCUGGCCUUCCUCAGCCUCUCUCCUCAACUCAGAUGUUGAUCAAUCCCGAGACUGAGGAGUUUCAGCUAGUGGAUCUGUCUCGCCGUUUCCUCGAUCAAGACUCAUUCUGGUCUCUGCCUCGCCAGUUCUUGGGCAACAAGGUUGACUCGUAUGGAGGUUAUCUGAAGUUUAAGGUGAGUUACUCACUUCAGCGAGGAGGAUCAGAACCGAAGGUGAGACCUGAUGUUGUGCUGACUGGCAGCGGGCAGAAAUUUAUAUACCGUAGAGGAGAACCCACUUUUCCUGACACAUUCAACAGCAGAGAGAUCAGGUUUACUGAGGAAAACUGGGAGCACUCCAAUGGACGAGCGGUAACUCGCGAUGAUCUCAUGAUGACCCUGGCCAAUCUGGAGAGCAUCCACAUUCGCACCAUUUAUGACAACCGCAUGGCCAGCGUGGGCCUGAGUGACAUCAGCAUGGACACCACCACCAAAGAGUUCAGCCAGCACGGAAACCCAAGAGAAGUGGAGGAGUGCAGAUGUCCUGCCGGAUAUUCAGGGCUGUCUUGUGAGUCCUGUUCUCCUGGAUUUGAGCGGGUUCCUGGACCUUAUUUGGGCAUCUGCGCUGGCUGCAACUGCAAUGGUCAUGCCAGUGCCUGUGACCCUGUUAGUGGACACUGCCUGAGUUGUCAGCAUAAAACUGAAGGAGCUCAAUGUGAAAAAUGCAAGCCUGGAUUCUUCGGUGACCCAAGUCGAGGACAGUACGAUGACUGCAAACCCUGUCCAUGUCCAUACACUGAGACAUCUCGGCGGUUUUCUGACACUUGCUUCUUGGACCAUGACAAUCAGGCCACAUGUGACGCCUGCAGAGAAGGUUACACAGGGCGACGUUGUGAGAAAUGUGCACCAGGAUAUGUCGGCAACCCUCUGCAACCCAAUGGCAAAUGUAUUCCUGCUGCCAGCCCCAUUUCCAAGUGUGAUAACAGAGGAACUAUCAAUCCCAUCAGCAAACCAUGCUAUUGCAAGUCCAAUGUAGCUGGUGCGCUGUGUGACGAGUGUAAGACUGGUGCUUUUCAUCUGACGGCUGAUAAUCCUGAAGGCUGCUUGCAGUGUUUCUGUAUGGGAGUGACUAAACAGUGUGCCAGUUCAACCUGGAGCAGAGAUCAGGUGCGAGGUGGCGUCAAUGGCCAGCUCUUCACCUUAUCCAAUGCAGCCAACACUCGGACCAUCUCUGAGGGCAUCACGCAGAGAGGCAGCACUGAGGUGGUUUACAGAUCCUUCACCAACAUCCAUAAUGACAUCUUCUACUGGGUCCUGCCUCAGAAUUUCAGAGGAGACAAGGUCACGGCAUAUGGCGGAGAGCUGAAGUAUAGGGUUCGCUAUGAGCCUCAUGCCCGCUCGAUGGUCAUUGAUGGACAGCCUGAUGUGGUUCUGCAAGGCAGCGGCAUAUUCCUGGAGCAUUAUUCCCAGAUCAAACCACUACCCAGAGUCCCUGCUACCAUCACUGUGACUUUUAGAGAGUCUGCUUGGAGACGGGCAGAUGGUCAGCCCUGUACCAGAGAGCACCUGCUGAUGGCUCUGGCAGAUAUCAAUGUCUUUAUGAUCAGAGCCACUUAUGCAGACAAUAUGGCUGAGACCAGCCUUUCAAAUAUCCAAAUGGACAUUGCAGUGCCUCAUUCUACAGGAAAUGAGAGGGCUAUGGAGGUGGAGGAGUGUGCCUGUCCUCAAGGAUACUCUGGACCUUCCUGCCAGGACUGUGAUGUGGGCUACACCCGUACACCUGGACUUUAUCUUGGCACCUGUGAGAAGUGCGAGUGCCACGGGCAUGCUAGCAGUUGUGACUCAGAGACUGGAGAUUGCCUGAAUUGCCUGCACAACACAAUCGGACGCCGUUGCGAAAAUUGUAUCUCUGGAUACUAUGGAAAUCCAAAGACUGGCGACCCACAGGCUUGUCGACCCUGUCCAUGUCUGGGACAAACCAGUAACCAGCCUUCAUCUUGUUACUUGGGCUCUGAUGGACAGCCUGUAUGUGAAUGUCCUGCUGGUUAUACUGGAAGGCGCUGUGAAAGAUGCGCUCCUGGAUAUAUUGGCAAUCCCCAACUUGGACAAAGAUGCACUCCAGGGAGCAACAAUGGUGAUUGUUAUCGCUGUGAUCAAAGUGGUAGUGAAGGAUGUAGUGGAACAGGAGUCUGUCGUUGCAAGAUGAACGUUGAGGGUCCAACAUGUUCCUCCUGCAAGCAAGGAACCUUCCACCUUAGUCCAGCUAACAAAGAUGGCUGUCUGUCCUGCUUUUGCAUGGGCGUCACUCAACAGUGCACCAGCUCCCGUCACUACAGGGAUGUGGUUUCCACCAUGUUUUCCCCUGGAAACUACCAAGGUUUUGCUCUUGUAAACCGCCAGCGCACAAACCGCAUUGACAAUGGCUUUUCUGUAGAGCUGUCCACUGAGGGGACACAACUCUCCUACACCAACUUCAACUAUCUCGGACAGGAGCCUCAUUAUUGGCAGUUACCCAAGGCCUAUCAAGGAGACAAGAAGGCUUCCUCUGCUCGGACUAGACGAGCAAACCAGUACCCUGCUGAUGAAGCACGCAAACUUGAUGAUGAAAUCUGGGAAAUCAUCACUAACUUCUCCAAUGGCCAGUCUUCCUUCCCUUUCUCUUCAUCCUCUCAAUCUUCCCAUUCUUCUUCAUUUGAAGCCCAGAAUUCACUGUCUCUAUCAAGUGUGCGUGAUCCUUCUUUCCAUUCUGGUUUAACCUCCCCUUUAAAAGCCUCUGAGUCGCAUUCAAGCGACCCGGCCCAUUCCUCUCAUCCUGACUCCACUCAGCAGGUGGAACAGGAAAAAAACAUCAUUGGUGUCGUUAGAGGUCCAAGACCUGUCCCAUCGAACAAGUAUGUUUUGGUCUACAAUGGGUUCAGUUUGCACCCAGAUGACGUGCUCUUCUGGCAGCUGCCGGAGCCCUUCAAAGGGGAGAAGGUUGGAGCAUAUGGAGGUAAGCUUAAGUACACCAUCUCCUACGUUCCUGGACCUCGUGGUUCUCCAAUAGAGGAUGCUGAUGUUCAGAUUAUUGGUAAUGACAUCACACUGGUGGCACGGCAAAUAUGGCAAAGAGGUCACGGUGCACGGGAGUCACAGGACUUUGAGAUUGUCUUCAGAGAGGAGCACUGGCAGCGUCCUGAUGGCAUGCCAGCGACCAGGGAACACCUGAUGAUGGUGCUGGCGGACCUUGAUGAUAUCUUGAUUCGAGCCUCAUAUCACACAGAGAUGCGUUCGUCCAGUAUUUCUGGUGUCCACAUGGAUGUGGCUGUGCCUGAGUACACCAGCCUGGCUCAGGCUUUGGAGGUGGAGCAGUGCCAGUGUCCUCCUGGGUACAGCGGGCUGUCCUGUCAGGACUGUGCUUCUGGAUACACUCGCACAGGAGGAGGCCUGUACCUGGGUCACUGUGAGCCGUGUGAAUGUAACGGCCAUUCAGACACCUGUCACCCAGAGACUGGCAUCUGCACGAACUGUCAACACAACACCAAGGGUGAGCUGUGUGAACAGUGUGUCGAUGGCUUCUUUGGAGACCCGACCGCUGGGACCCCAGAGGACUGUCAACCAUGUGCCUGUCCCGGCACUGACCCCGAAAACCAGUUUUCUCGUACCUGUGAAAGUCUGGGGAAUGGAGGAUACCAGUGCACCGCCUGUCAGCCUGGAUACCUUGGCCAGUACUGUGAGCGCUGUGCACCUGGUUAUGUCGGAAAUCCACAAGCAAGAGUCCCCUGUCGCAGUGAUGCUGCUUUUCUGGUGGUGAAGGUUUAUCCAGAAAGGGUUCAGGUGGCACAGGGUCUGCCCGUCACUCUUAGGUGCCAGGUGUCUGGAAGUCCUCCACAUUAUUUCCAGUGGUCUCGUGAAGAUGGACGGCCCAUCUCCAGCUCAGCAGAGAGACGCAGACAAGGAGAGGAGCUGCAUUUCCCUGGAAUUCAGUCUAAUGAUGCUGGAGUUUACAUCUGCACCUGUCGAGACCAGCGCAGCUCCAACAGAAGCAAAGCCGAGAUUGUUGUUGCAACUCUACCAUCCAAGCCCAUCGAAGUCUUCAUUGAAGAGCCCAAAGCUCAGAGUGUGAGAGUUGGAUCUACAGUGAGCUUCAUCUGCACAGCCAAGAGCAAGCUGCCAGCUUACACCCUGGUUUGGACCCGCAAAGGCAACGGCAAGCUGCCCAACCGAGCCAUGGAUUUCAAUGGCAUCCUGACCAUUCAGAACGUGCAGCCGGAGGAUGCAGGCAUCUAUGUUUGCACAGGCUCCAAUAUGUUGGGCAUGGACGAGGGCAGCGCUGUCCUCUAUGUCCCAGAGGCUUCUCAAUCACAGAUGUUUUACACAGCCUAUGAGAUGUUUGAAGGACAUAGAAAGCCUGCUGAAGGGGUUCAGCCAGUGGCCACAUUAAGUCCACCUGUGCAGACGGUCAAGGAGGGCGAUGUUGCACAGUUCCGCUGCACAGUCACUGGAAACCCCACACCUGCUGUGGAAUGGAUAGGAGGUUCUGGCAAGCGAAUCAGCUCAAAAGCCGUCAUUCGUAACGGUCAGCUGACAAUCUCAUCUGUGGAUCGCUCGGAUGAGGGCGAGUACAUCUGCAAGGCGCUGAACACACACGGCGAGCACACAGCCCGAGGAGUUCUCCACGUUCAAAGCACAGGUCAACCUAAUGGUCUGCCCCACGUACAAGUGAGCCCUCAGCGGGUGGAAAUUUAUGAGGGUGAGACUUUACGGUUGUACUGCAGGGCCAUUGGUAGUCCCACCCCUUCACUAAAAUGGAAUAAGAGAGGUGGUUCACUGCCACCACAGGCAAUUCCUUCUCACGGUUUCCAUCAGUUUAAAAGCAACAGUCUCGAUGUGUUACAGAGACGUAUUGAGGAGCUACAGGCACGCAUGGACCGCACUGACAUUGGCACUCUCGUGGUACCCAAUAUCAGGUUAUCUGAUGCAGGCACAUAUCUCUGUGUUGGCACCAACGCCGCUGGUUCUUCAGAAGCUCACAUUGAUGUCUCUGUCACAAAAGGUGAAAAUAUCCUCUCCGGAGUCAUUAUUCAGCCCCCUAGUGCUUCAGUAAUUGAAGGAGAGGCUCUAGAUCUCAACUGCCUUGUCCCAGGAACUUCUACAGGAUCAGUCAAAUGGAGCAGGGCAGGCGGGCUGCUGUCAUCAAAUCAUCAGGUUUUGGAGACUCGGCUGCGGAUCCUGCGGGCCUCUGCUGAUGACACUGGAGAUUAUAUCUGUACAGUGGAGAACGGCCCAUCUCCACAAAAGGCCACUGUGUCUGUCUCUGUGACGUCCAGCGCCUCCCUAGGCCUCCAGACUCCCAUUAUCUCCAUUGAGCCGCAUAGUGCAGUGGUGAAGCAGGGCGAAUCGGCGAGCUUCAGGUGCAAGGUUCACAACGGAGCCCAGCCAGUGCGACUGGAGUGGAAACUCACCAAUAACCUGCCUCUGCCAGAUAAUGUAAAGGUGGGUCCUGACAGUUCAAUCAUGACUGUUACAAAUGCCCAGGCGAAAAACCAAGGCACCUACCGCUGUGUGGCCAGCAACUUGUACGGAAUGACUCAUAGCAUCGUGUCACUCAUUGUGAGAGAAUCUCCUAAGGCUGUGGUGACCCCUGCAGGACCAGUGCGAGUCAGGGUCGGUGAUCCCAUUAAUCUUGAAUGCCAGGCCGCUGGAGAGCCAAGACCCUCAGUCAGAUGGCACAGACUGGACAACAAUCGCAAGACAAUGCUGAGCAGCACCGUGCCUGUUGACUCCAGUGCUAUCAUACAGGUGUUGGUUGCUCGACCGGAGGAUAGUGGCACAUAUGUGUGCUCAGCGCAGAAUAACCAGGGCACAACUGAGACUCGAGUGGAGGUGUUUGUAGAAGGAGGCCCUCAGGUGCCAACUGUUCCCCGUGCCAGUGUCCGUGAACCCAUGAUAAUAGUGGUAGAGGGAUCAACUGCCACACUGCAUUGUGAUGCCCAUGGAUUCCCAAAACCCACCAUCACAUGGUUUAAAGAACGCUCGUCUCUUCCUUGGAGACACAAGAUUGUGGACAACAGCCUGAUCUUGCCUAAUGUAGGCCGUCAGGACUCUGGUCAGUACGUCUGCAAUGCCACUAACCAUCUGGGCACCAGUGAAGUCACCAUUAUGCUGGAAGUAGACACCCCACCUUAUGCCACUUCCUUGCCUAAUGACGUGUCUGUGCGCGUGGGUGAAGUAAUCCGGCUGCAGUGCCUGGCCCACGGCACACCACCACUGCGAUAUGAAUGGACUAAAAUCAACGGCAGUCUGCCCUCUACUGCCCAGCUGCAGGGAGGAGAUCUGCAAAUCAACCUGGCCAAAGAAAACGAUGCGGGCACAUACAGGUGUGUGGCCAGCAAUAAGGUUGGCAAGAGCGAAGCACUGGCCAAAGUCUCUGUCCGAUCUUCUCUGUCAGUGAAAGUGUCUCCUCAGGUGGAGGUGAAGGCUCUGGGCAGUGCUGUUGAGUUCACCUGCGCUGCUAAAGGAGGGCUACAGAUUGAGUGGCUGAAGGAGGGAGGAGUCCUGCCACCAAACCAUCACAUUAAAGACGGGAUUCUCAGAAUUGAGAAUCUUGAGCAAAGCAAUGAGGGAAUCUACACCUGCAGAGUUACAAGUCAGUUUGAACAUGCUCAGGACAGCGCCAAACUCCUCAUUCAAGCUCUUCCCAAAGUGAAGAUCAACGUGCGUACAUCAGUGCAGACGGUGAUGGUGGGAAACUCUGUGGAGUUUGAGUGUCAUGCCAUUGGUGACCCCGAGCCCACAGUGCGCUGGAGUAAAGUCGGAGCUCCUCUUCCUGAUCAUGUGGAAAUAAGAGGAAACAUCUUGAGGAUUGAUCAAGUGUUCGAGUCUGAUUCAGGACAGUAUCGCUGCACAGCCACUAAUGACGUGGGCUCAGAGCAUUCACAUGUGGUGCUUAACAUCCAGUCCUUGCCUCAGAUUGCUGCACUGCCUGAGUCAAAGGAAGUCACAAUUGGCUCUGAUGCUGUCCUGCCAUGCAUCGCUUCUGGGUACCCAGUGCCAACUAUUACAUGGUCAAAGGUGGAGAAUGACUUGCCCCCUAAAUGCAGACAGGAUGGCCAUGCACUGACAGUGCCGGUUGUGACUGAAUCAGAUGCAGGAACAUAUGUGUGUACAGCUGCUAACAAACAAGGGAAAGUUGAGGCCUUCACCAGACUCAAUGUUCAUGAAAGAGUGAUGCCCUACUUCACUCAAGAGCCCCUCUCAUACCUUACACUGCCCACCAUCAAAAACUCCUACAAGGCUUUCAGCAUCAAAAUUACCUUCAGGCCGGACAAUGUUGAUGGGCUGAUUUUGUAUGCCGGUAUGAUCAUUUACAAUGGACAAAAGAAGACCACAGGCGCUGACUUCAUAUCAUUUGGGUUGCUAGGAGGACGCCCUGAAUUCAGGUUUGAUGUGGGCUCUGGGAUGGCAACUAUUCGUUACCCUACACCCAUAAAACUAGGCGAGUUUCACACAGUUCACCUGUACAGGAAUCAGACUCAGGGCUCUCUGGUUGUGGAUGGUCAAGCUCCUGUAAACGGUACCUCACAGGGAAAAUUCAAGGGCCUGGAUCUAAAUGAGGAGCUUUUUGUUGGUGGUUAUCCAAACUACAGCAUGCUUGCUAAAACUGCAGGCCUCAAAACUGGCUUUGUUGGCUGUAUCAAACAACUAAUUAUCCAAGGCGAUGAGGUCAUUUUCAAGGAUCUUGAUAAAAGUUCGACUGGAGUUUCGAAUUGUCCCACCUGCAAGGAUCGCCCAUGUCAGAACGACGGCACGUGUGAGGACUCUGUGGCCAGCCUCUACAAAUGCACUUGCAAGAGAGGAUUCACUGGGAGCAAUUGUCAGCAUCACUCGUCCUUGCACUGCCACACAGAGGCCUGUGGACCUGAUGCCACCUGCAUUAACCGGCCCAGUGGUUUGGGCUACGACUGUCGCUGCCACUUGGGCAAGUCUGGAAACAAGUGCAUGGAUGGUACUCUAAUAACGACACCACUGUUUGACGGAGAAGACUCUUAUAUCGCAUAUCCUCCUCUCACUAAUAUUCACAAUGACCUCCGCAUUGAGAUGGAGUUCAAGCCCAUGGAUCCAGAUGGCCUGAUGUUCUUCAGCGGUGGUAAAAAGAUGAAAGUGGAGGACUUUGUGGCGGUGUCUAUGGUGAAUGGCCAUGUCGAGUUCAGAUAUGAGCUUGGCACAGGUCAAGCUGUUCUGCGCAGUCAGGAGCCUGUGUCUCUUGAUCAGUGGCAUCGUGUGGUGGCUGAACGCCUCAAUAAAGACGGGUCUUUGACGGUGGACCAUGCAAAAGAAAUCACCAGAUCUUCUCCAGGCAAAGCCCAGGGCCUUAAUAUCCACACACCAAUGUAUCUGGGAGGAGUUCCCAGCAUGGACAUCUUGCCCAAACCCGCCAACGUCAGCAUGCUGUUUGAUGGAUGCAUAGGAGAGGUGUUCAUCAAUGGAAAGAAAGUGGAUCUGUCAUACAGCUUUACUGAGAGCAGAGCCAUCAGCCAGUGUAAUGAUGACAGCCCGUGUGACCGCAGGCCUUGUCUGCACGCUGGCACCUGUAUGGCCACUGCUGAAUAUGAGUACCAGUGUUUCUGCGCUGAGGGCUAUGAAGGUGACCGUUGUGAAAUAGUGAAGGAGUCCUGUCGACACUCGUCCCAGUGCCAAAAUGGAGGCAGCUGUGUGAACAACCACUGUGUGUGUCCUGCAGGAUAUUCAGGCCGACACUGUGAGAAAGGGCAGGAGUCCAGCUUCAGCGAGGCCAUGUGGAGUUUGGAGGGUAGUGGGGGAAAUGACUCUCCUAUCGAAUAUUCCGCAUAUUUCCAUGACAAUGGAUAUCUGGCACUUCCAAAACCUAUGUUCCCACGAAGUGCUCCUGACUCUCCAGAGACCAUUGAGUUAGAGAUCAACACUGCCUCAAAGGACGGCCUCAUCCUGUGGCAGGGAGUGGAGUCUGCAGGUGCUCUAAACCUCCAUAAGAAGCAUGCUAAUAUAAAGGAACUUGGAGAUCAAGGCAAGGGAAAGGACUUUAUAAGUCUCGGUUUACAAAAUGGACAUCUUGUGUUUAGUUAUCAGCUGGGCAGUGGAGAAGCUCAGAUCGUGUCCGGAGAGCCUGUCAAUGACAGACAGUGGCACAAGAUCACUGCAGUCCGAACCGGUAAGCAUGGCUAUCUUCAGAUUGAUGGAGGAUCUGUCCAACGAGGACAAUCACAAGGCAAAAGCAUCAUGGUGAAUACCAAGGGCAACAUAUACCUGGGUGGAGCUCCUGACAUGCAAGCUUUGACCGGAGGGAAGUAUUCAUCAGGCAUGACAGGCUGUGUGAAGAACCUGUCGCUGAUGAACGCUCGACCAGGAGAACAGCCAGCGCGACCCAUAGACCUGCAGGUUCACGCAGAAGAGGGCAUCAAUGUAGAGCGCUGCUUAACAUAAGCACAGUACUAAAACACUACCAGAGACUACAGAAAAGAAAAACCCUCAUCCACAGUCACACUGAGUAUCCUGCAUUUCUCAGACACUCACAGGACGACAGUCACACUUUAAGAGACACACUCUGACAUGUGUUUCUUAACGUUUCACCGCAACCAAAAACACACACAGGAAAGAAAGAAAGGAUUUUUUGCUCUGUUCUGCGUUAAACCAAAAAGAGAAAGAGGAAAAUUAACGAUAUUAACAAGUCUUCAACUUUUCAGUGUAUGCUCAAUGAAGGACUUAUUAACACGGAAGCUCAGUUUAUAUACUCCGAACAGAAGCUUUUUAGCCAUGACAAGAAAAGAGAAAGAAAUAAUAGUUAUAAUGAUAAACAUGAUGAGCCUUCUAUGGUGGGUCAGAUCCUAUGGAAUCGGAGAUGUUUUACAGCACUGAAUUUUUAUUUAUAAGCAUAUUAAUCUAUCUAUAUAUAUUAUAUUUGUGGGGGAAAUGCAAAGCUAACAAUAACCUGCUCAUUUGUUGAUUCUAGGCUCUAAAAUUGCGUGUCUGAGGUUUAGUACUGAGCUGUGUUCAUACUUGAAGACUCUGCUGCCUUCUUUUACUCUGUAUGAGGGCUGAUGGGGGCGAGCAUGCUGAAGGCUGAAAUAUACUUCUGUUUUUAUUCAUACGCUAGCAUGUGCGCACAGUUGAACACACACAGCCUUUCCAAGCAAACACACAAGCUCAAUGUUUGCAUGAUUGAAUAUUCAGUAUUGUCUGCACUUUUUCUUCACUCUAGAAAUGAUGAAAUGUCUUCAUACUUUUUCUUGUUCAGUUUUUCCUGACUGUGAAUUAAUGGUCCGGUUUAGUAAUGUCAUCUUGUGGACAAACAAAGUAGUGCAAAAAUAUUCAAAACACGUGAGAUUUGCUUACCUUGUAUUGUUUGGGUAAAAAAUGAGCACAAAAUUCACUUCGCAGUUCAUACGCAUACUGUUGCGCACAUGUAAAAACUGAAGUAUAUUUUGGGUUUAUGAAAGGUGAUCGGGGUCAAAAGUUUAUACAUUUUUCUUUUUCUUUUUUUAAAUUUGAUCAUUUCAUUGCUUCAGUUUGAUGAUGUUAGUGUGGCGGUAUUGAACAUAUUUAUAUAUAUAUAUAUAUAUAAUAUCACUGAAAUCACAUACCAAAUAUCAUCGCAACAUCUAAUAUUUACAUACCUGUUUACCAUCACAAAAUACUUUGUGAAUAAACAUGACAUCUGAUGUUGUAUCAUCACAUUUGCAUAUUUUUAAUUCAGGGGCUUUUUAAAUGACAAUGUUUUUAACUAAAAAUGAGCAUGUUUUAUGCCUGUUUGUUUACAUGAUAACUUAAGUUACAAGCUUUUAUGGUGACUGAAAACACAUAAAUCACGCAAAGUGGACGUUUUUAAAAACGAAGCCAUUUUCAUGUCAGUGUAAACACCUGCAAAUGGGAGUUUUUGAAAACAAUGACGCAGUUAGAGUGUGUAUUAAGUGUUUAGGGUGAUUAAGAUUAAAAGCUAGCACAAAAACACACAACAGUGAUAUGCUGUGUUCACCCCAGACGUGGAAUGCACAAAUAAAUCGCUCUAUUCUUGCAUAAAUAGACGCAUGAACAUUUUAAGUUUGCUCGCUUAAUUCGUGUGUCAAAUUCGCUUCAUUUGCUCACCAAAUUCACUCACAAUAUAUGUUGAUUGUUGUCAUGGGCAGGGCAUCAUGUUCCCAUUGACUCUAGCUUCAUUGCUAAAUGGCUAACAUGGAUUUUAUCGAGAGAAUAGCUGUGUUUAUGUGCUUUAGGAAGGCUGAUAAACAGCGUCGAUUCGCUUGGCGCUGUGUCUGAGUCUACUAGAUCCAUUCAGAGGUGCACCCAGCUCUGUGAGUUCAUCAACUCCUCCAGAAACUGUACCAGGAUGAUGGAAGCUUUCUGCGGUGCUUCUGACUGAGCCAAGCACAGUUUUAUGAACUGUUGUCCCGUGUCGGCAAAGAGAAUUUUCCACAAAAACACCAACAGCAGGCAUUAUGUCAUAAUUACGUCCCUACACUAAAAGGUUCCUGAUUAGUUCACAAGGUGCGAAUGUCCGCUGAAGUUAAGAUUUUCCAAAUCGAUAUACACGUUAAGUGCAUGAAACGUGCAAAACGCUCAACUCCACUGCUUCAUUCACGGAAAUCGCAUCAUUCACGUAAAACACACCGUAGGAUGUCUAUUCGUAUCUUUGUAUUGACUUAACAUGUAAAUCACUCUCGCUUGAGGCUUCAUCCGCGUCUGGUGUGAACAGAACCCUGGUAGUGUUGUUGUUCAAGUGCUUCCUAAUGACUCAUCAGCAAAAUGUCGAUUUACUUUACAUUACAACCAAUAGCAGAGACAUGUCAUAUACACAUACCCACCCACACACAUCCGUGCAGAUAUGCCUUCGACUGCACAACGUCACUUUCCUACAGGUACUGUUUACUAAAAAGCUCCAAAAUCCAGCCUGGCAUAUGUAAUACAGUGGUUUUGAUUGUUUUGAAAACAUUGUCCUAUAAAUGUGAAACUUUAAAACGGAAGGGAACAUCUUUUCCGUUUUUUGCUACGUCGUUGUCAUGUAAACAUAGCCCUAGUCUAAUGGAUGCUCAUUGGCGCAAUCAGUUUUAUGGUGUUUCAAGACGUUUUGGCCUCAAUCACCUUCCAUACUGAAUGGCUUUCUGUGAGGUCACAGCAAAGAAGACAUCAAGAUGCAUCUCAGGUGAAGAUUGUUGCUAAAGAUACAAAUUGGGAGAUCAUACACUGUGUAGACUGUGUAUGUUUAAUAUGUUAUACCUUCCAUGCUUGGUAACAUUGUGUCUGGUAUCAAAAAUGAAACAUGGUGCUAAAUUCAGACAUGACAAAAGCAACAAAACAAGCGCAUAACUACAGCUUUGGUGUUUUGUAAUAUUUCUCCUCUGGAUGGGUCUCGUUUGUUGUAAUUAAAGCCACAGCUUUACAAUAAAGUAAAAUAUUGUUUACUGAUUACAAUCCCUCAAGCCAAAGUGCGGAGAAGUAAAGUUUAUUUUAGUAAAUUGUAGAUUUUUCUUUAAUUGGUGAUGUUUUUUUUCAUGAGAGGACUAGAAUUAUUGUUACGUUUCAAGUAGUGGAUCUCAGAUAUUCGGUAAAAAUCACAUUGCAGUUUCAAAUGUUGUUUAAAAUGUCUUUUAUGUGUUGUCUAUUGCUCACAGUUUUGUUGUUAACAGCCUCACUAACACAUUAUUGUGCAUGAUGUAUUUGUGUAAAUGGAUUUACUGAGGUGUCAUUUCAUUCAUAUUAUGGAGGAGUCUUACAUGGUGUGCAAUGAACAAAAAGACUUCAUGGAAAUGAUGGCAUCCCUUCAGGGUGAUUUGCUCAAUAGUUGAGUACAGGAAAUGACUGGGUGAUAAUGAGAUGGUCCGAAAUGAAGGAAUGAAAGAACAAACUGGUAGAUCAAACAGAAUAGAUGAACUGCUUAGUGAAAGAUCUCUUUUAUUAGUGCUGUGACUUAGAGCUGUAAUGAACAUGCUCGCCCGCAUGGGCCAGACAAGGGUCAGAGGUCACUUUGGCUCCUGUGUGUCUUUUUCACUGUUUUAUAUGACUAAGCCUUGUUUGUUAAUUUUCUUUUAAACAAAAAAGGAGCAUUACUGCUUAAUUAAAGUUGCUUCACCUUUAUUAUUUUCUGAUUCUGUCUUUUGUCAUCAUUGAUUUGCAAGCCUGAAAAAGGCUUCAAAGCAUAUUGUUUUUCGCAUUGUCAACUGCUAUACUUAUUCUGUGUGUUUUUGUUUUCAUAUUGAGAUUUCAGAGGACAUCAAGACUGAGGAAGCAGAGGAAUCCAGUUGUAAUUUUAGGGUGUGUCUAGUCUGCCCAUUUACCCUAGUAGCUAUACAUGACUUUUUGACUUCAGUGUUUGGCAGGUUGGAAGCCAUUUUCAUGUCAGUAAUGAUUGUAGGAUUUUUCUUGAAAGAUGAGUAAAGGUUCUAAUGUAAA
Danio rerio (zebrafish) is the source of this 15432-nucleotide messenger RNA. The record is from RefSeq and is a predicted model, not a curated record. NCBI's taxonomy places the organism in Eukaryota, Metazoa, Chordata, Actinopteri, Cypriniformes, Danionidae.